AUGCGCGGCUGGGGUCUAUUCUUCUUCCUCCUCUUCCUAGUCGUGAUCAUCAUCUACGCCGCCUGGAUCUUAUGGACACAAUACAAAGCCCGCCAGGCCGGCUCCCGCCCCCAAUUUGGAAACACUACCGGACCCAUCGAAUGGAUCAAAGACCAGAUCUCCAAGCUGCGCAACCCGCGCUCGGCGCGCGGAGCAUAUGAGGAGACUGGAUCUGGUGCGGAUGGUGGGUACACGCCGGCGAGUGCGCGGGGACGGGGCAGGGGGUUUGAGGAUGAUGCGUGGGACACACGAGUCGGCGGAGCACAUGAUGAUGAUCCGUAUGAUGGUCGACAGCAGCAUGGUGGUGGCGGGUACGCGGCAAACUACGAAGAGCAGGAGUUAGGGCUUGCACCGACGAGCGGGUUGCAUGCUGAGCCGUAUGGUGGCGCGAGUGGAGACUACAACACGUCGAGGGGCAGAUCUGGUGGAGACAAUCCCUUUGGUGACGAGAACGCGGCGCCUAGUCUGAGGAGUGUCAGUCCAAGACCGGAAGUUGAUGGUGGGAGGUCGUCGCAUCGGCCACAACUGAGCGCGGACUCGGCUGGGAGCUAUGAUGGUGGUGCGCACGGUGGUGGUGGGAGUCCGACUGGGACGAGGAAGAGUGCGUUUCGCGAGGACAUGUAA
Cyphellophora attinorum is the source of this 663-nucleotide messenger RNA. RefSeq lists its product as uncharacterized. Lineage: Eukaryota; Fungi; Ascomycota; Eurotiomycetes; Chaetothyriales; Cyphellophoraceae. Bases 1 to 663 code for a protein of 220 amino acids. The transcript has 3 exons. The record is from RefSeq and is a predicted model, not a curated record.